This is a messenger RNA of Penicillium oxalicum, 540 nucleotides long. RefSeq lists its product as uncharacterized. NCBI's taxonomy places the organism in Eukaryota, Fungi, Ascomycota, Eurotiomycetes, Eurotiales, Aspergillaceae. Bases 1 to 540 code for a protein of 179 amino acids. The record is from RefSeq and is a predicted model, not a curated record. The transcript has 2 exons.
AUGGAACCGGUCGUGGCGUGUCCGACCGGUGAUUUAGACUCUGGGCAAGUCUUGGACGCAGCAAGCAAUGGGCCCCAACGUGAUGUGGACGAUUUGAACAGAAUAACCGCCCCCCGUCUCUUCACCAUAGACCCCCCCGUGCCGUAUGACUAUACCGUCUGCGGUGUCGCCCCCCCUGUCGUGCGCAUCCCGGGGGGCUCAUCCCAGUUUGUGGAAUUGUCGCGCACUGAGCAAUCCCUGGAGACAAAUAGCCCUGCACGACGUAUGUAUCGUUGUCAAAAGGGUGACGCCGACGAGAUCGAAAAGCGGCCCCCCUCCUUCUCCUGGAGAAAUGAGCUUGAAAGGUCGAGACCCGGAUCUUUUUUCCCGACGAAAAUCCAGAUGAACCCUGUGAAGCAGCGCUCCUGGGACCUGGAGCUUGUGCGGACCGACCACUCUACAACAUACAUACAGUACGGAGUCGACGGUAGAGAGGAAUGCAAACCAGAGAGGAGCGGACUAAUCAUCACGGAAACACCCCAACUGGACAUCUCGUACUAG